Pezoporus occidentalis (night parrot) is the source of this 1124-nucleotide messenger RNA. It is a transcript of the gene GDPGP1, whose product is annotated as GDP-D-glucose phosphorylase 1. Gene Ontology annotation, cellular component: cytoplasm. Gene Ontology annotation, molecular function: GDP-D-glucose phosphorylase activity. Gene Ontology annotation, biological process: glucose metabolic process. The record is from RefSeq and is a predicted model, not a curated record. The coding region runs from base 30 to 1106 and encodes 358 amino acids. The transcript has a single exon. NCBI's taxonomy places the organism in Eukaryota, Metazoa, Chordata, Aves, Psittaciformes, Psittacidae.
CCAAAGCCCCGCCCCGCGCACCGGCCGCGAUGGCGGCGGAGGGCGAGGAGUCGGGCUCCGGGGAACCGGAGCUCGAGGAGUUCGUGUACGGGGAGGAGGACUUCGUGCAGCAGGCAGCCGGGUGGGAGCCCGAGCCCGAGCCCGACUCCGCGCUGUCCCGCUUCGACCGGGCACUGCUGGACAGCUGGACCGACAGGAUGGAGCGCGGCUUCUUCCGGUACCGGCUGGGGCCGCUGCCCACCCGUGUCCUGCCCGGCCCCAUGCGCCUCGUGGCCCAGCUCAACGUCCAGCGGAGCACGGAGCGCCGCCCGCCGCAGCUGGUGCACAGCCUCCGGCAGCCCUUCGACCCCUGCGCCUUCAACUUCACGCGGCUGCGGCGCGCCGAGGUGCUGCUCCGGCUGCGCGGGGCCGGCGCGGCCGCCCCCGACCCGCUGCUGGUGGCCAUCAACGCCAGCCCGCUGGAGCGCGGCCACGUCCUGCUGCUGCCGGACCCGGCGCGGCGGCUGCCGCAGGCGCUCACGGCGCCCGCGCUGCGCGGGGCUCUGGAGGCCGCGUUCCUCAGCGCGCACCCGGGGUUCCGCGUGGGCUUCAACGGCCUCGGCGGCCGCGCCUCCGUGAACCACCUGCACCUCCACGGCUUCUACCUGCCCCGGCCGCUGCUGGUGGAGGCGGCGCCGGCCCAGCCGCUCUGCCGCGGCCUCAGCAUCCUGCGCGCCGUCCCCGCGCCCGCCUUCCUCUGGUACGCGGCGGGCCCCGCGGCGCUGCCGGCGCUGUGCCAGGACGUGUGCCGGGCCGCGGAGCACCUGCUGGGCGCGGGCCUGGCCUACAACGUCUUCGCGACGCGGGGCGAGGCGCCGGAGGGCGGCGGGGCCGGGCGCGGGCUGCGGGUGCUGCUGUGGGCGCGGCGGCCCAGCUUCGGGAGCGCGGCGGGCGCGGGCCUGGAGGUGGCGCUGUGCGAGCUGGCGGGGUUCCUGCCGCUGCCGGCCGCGCCGCUCUUCCAGCGCAUCACCGAGCGGGAGGCGCUGGGCGCCAUCCGCGAGCACCUGCUCCCGGAGCCCGAGCUGCUGCGCCUCGGCGGGGACCUGGCGCGGCUCCUGCAGCGCUGAACCGGCACCGGCGGAGGA